Messenger RNA from Hippocampus comes (tiger tail seahorse), 1053 nucleotides. It is a transcript of the gene srsf3b, whose product is annotated as serine and arginine rich splicing factor 3b. Gene Ontology annotation, molecular function: RNA binding. The record is from RefSeq and is a predicted model, not a curated record. The coding region runs from base 135 to 632 and encodes 165 amino acids. Lineage: Eukaryota; Metazoa; Chordata; Actinopteri; Syngnathiformes; Syngnathidae. The transcript has 6 exons.
UGGCUUUUCGAACGAGCCAAGACGCCAUUUUCCAUCGACAGCUGAAAAGGACAUCACGUUCGAACAACGCCCCGGUCAAAUCACACUCCUAAUUAACACCGAUAAAGUAGGGUCUUGGAUCGUAAUAUCCAGUCAUGCACCGCGAAUGCCCCCUUGACUGCAAGGUCUAUGUUGGAAAUCUGGGGAACAAUGGCAACAAGACAGAGUUAGAAAGGUCAUUUAGUUACUAUGGGCCUCUCCGCAGUGUGUGGGUGGCCAGGAACCCCCCAGGCUUUGCCUUUGUAGAAUUUGAAGACCCCAGAGAUGCUACUGAUGCAGUGCGAGAGCUUGAUGGGAGAACAUUGUGUGGUUGCCGUGUGCGAGUGGAGCUGUCCAAUGGGGAGAAACGCAGUCGCACCCGCGGCGCCCCGCCAUCGUGGAGCAGGCGCCCCCGAGACCGGGAUGAUUACAGGCGGCGUAGUCCACCAGCAAGGCGAAGAUCUCCACGCAGGCGGAGCUUUAGUCGCAGUCGCAGCAGGUCUUUCUCUAGAGACAGGAGGAGGGAGCGUUCCCUCUCUCGGGACAGGAACCACAAGACUUCAAGGUCCUUCUCUCGGUCAAGGAGUCGUUCCAGGUCAAAUGACAGAAAGUAGAAGAACAGGAUGAGAGAGGAUGAAGACGGUUCUACUUUGUUUUCAAAUGAUGAACUUUGUUUUUUUUUUUUUUUUUUUUAUCCGUCACGAUUUUUAGUCUCACUGAUUUUGUUAGUCAUUUUACAUACAUUGGGUGUGCACAGGUGUGAGGUCUCAUAAAAGCCCUGCGAGUGCACCACCCAGCAUUCCACCAAUUAUCACUCAAUAACUACUUAUUUUUCCCUUGUUUUUAUAAAUGGAUAUGUGUAGUUUGACCCAUAGUGAGAGUUUAUUUUCAUUGUGUAUAUUGGAUUAAGAAGGAAGAAAUGUGAUGCAUUAUAAGUGACUUCCACUGUGUGAUUUGGAAGGUAAACUGAUGUUCAUGCUACUUCCUUAUAAAAUGGCGAAGGUUUCCGUCCAUCUGUGCGUGUGUGAUUUACAA